AUGGCGGUCGAUCAGAUCCACUCGGAGUCGUCUCCGUACGCACAAGAGAAGGCCAGCUCCUCCGGCAGCGAAGUAAAAGGCUACGAACACGAUGGCGUCGGCAAGACGUCCUCGUUCCAGGCGGCUGAGAAGCCGGAGGAGCGUCAGCUCCACCGAGCGCUCAAGGGCCGACAGAUUUCCAUGAUUGCCAUCGGUGGUGCUCUGGGAACCGGUCUUAUUAUCGGUACCGGUUCGGGUCUGGCCAACGGUGGACCCGCAUCCAUCCUCAUCUCGUACUCUGUGAUGGGUUUCUGCUGCGCUGCUGUCAUGUCUGCGCUCGGUGAGAUGUCAACCUACAUGCCGCACCCGCGAGGUUUUGCCGGCCAUGCCACCCGCUUUGUUAGCGACGAGUUUGGUGUCGCUACCGGCUACAACUACCUCUUCAAGUAUCUCGUCGUCACCGCCAACAACAUCAACGCCGCCGCUCUCGUUAUCCGCUACUGGAAUGCCGACCUCUCCGGAGGUAUCUGGAUCGCCAUCGUCACCGUCCUGAUCAUCGCUCUUAACUUUGGAGGACCCAAGUGGUUCGGCGAGGUCGAAUUCUGGCUCUCGCUCGUAAAGAUCAUCACCAUGACCGGACUUAUCCUGCUCUUGCUGAUCAUCGACCUCGGUGGAUCUCCUACGAAGGAUCGCAUCGGCUUCCGCUACUUCCAGGACGGUCUCGCAUUCAGACCUUACCCCAAAACUUCGGGCCCCACGGGUCGAUUUCUCGGCUUCUGGAGCACCAUGGUCACAGCGCUCUUCGCAUACACAGGCGCUCUUCUGGUGGGUAUGGUUGUCCCCUCCAACGCACCCGAGCUGCUCGCCGCCAACAAGAAGGGAACCUCGGCCGCUGCCUCUCCUUUCGUCGUAGCCAUCGUUAGGGCUCGCAUUCGCGUCCUUCCGGACAUCAUCAACGCUGCAAUUUUGAUUUUCUGCAUCUCCGCCGCCAACUCGGAUCAGUACAUCGCCGCUCGAACGCUCUACGGUUUGGCCAUCGAUGGCAAAGCGCCCAAGAUCUUCCGCCGGGUGGACAAACGUGGUGUGCCAUACGUUGCGCUUUCCGUGACCGCGUUGUUCUGCGCGCUGGCGUUUAUCAACCUGGCCUCGGGAGGAGCUCAGACAUUUUCGUACCUCGUGGCGUCGGUGACCAUGUUUGGUGGAUUGACGUGGAUCUGCAUCCUUGUCUCACACAUCCACUUUAUGAAGGCGAUGAAGGCGCAGGGCAUGGACCGAUCCAGCUUGCCCUGGCAGGCACCGCUCCAGCCCUACAGCUCGUACAUCGCCGUGGUGUUCACUAGCAUCGUAGUUUUCUUCAAAGGUUGGAACUCCUUCCUCUUCAGUUUCAACUGGAGGACGUUCCUGACCAACUACAUCGGAUUGCCCAUCUUCUUCUUCAUCUUGAUUGGUUGGAAGCUGUGGCACAGGACCAAGUUCAUCAAGCCGGAGGAGGUUGAUCUGCUGACGGAUGUCAGGGAGUUCGACGAGCAGGAUGAGUUGGUUUGGAAGCAGGACGAGGAGAAGGCCAAGGCCGAGGUGGAGGGUGCACCGGUCUGGAAGAAGGCUUGGGUGUACGCCAAGAACUGGUAA
This is a messenger RNA of Pseudozyma hubeiensis SY62, 1608 nucleotides long. RefSeq names its product amino acid transporter. NCBI's taxonomy places the organism in Eukaryota, Fungi, Basidiomycota, Ustilaginomycetes, Ustilaginales, Ustilaginaceae. Gene Ontology annotation, cellular component: membrane. The transcript is spliced from 2 exons. Gene Ontology annotation, molecular function: amino acid transmembrane transporter activity. The record is from RefSeq and is a predicted model, not a curated record. Gene Ontology annotation, biological process: amino acid transmembrane transport. Bases 1 to 1608 code for a protein of 535 amino acids.